AUGAAGACUACAAGCUUCGCCAUCGCGACUGUGUCGCUGCUUCAACUUGCUUCCGCACAACCUUACCGAGGUCGUCAUAUGCACCAACAUUACAAGAAGGACGAAGUAACCUGGGUUACCGUCGCUGCACAGCCUGCCGACGUGGUAAGAGUUUAUGUUGACGCUGCUGGCAACCCAACUGCCACAGUCACUGGAGAUGGGAACCCCACCCCAGCACCAGCAGCGCAAAACAACAAUCAAGGACCUCCUCAAAACCAAGGACCUCCAAACCAAGAGCCUCCUCCAGCCGCACCCCCGGCCCAGCCUGCUCAAACAACCGGCUCUCCAGCUCCUUCACCUAGUCCACAGGAACCUACAACCGAGACUCCAUCAUCUGGUGGAGGGAGUGGUUUUGGCUUCACCUACUCGCCAUACAAUCCUGACCACUCAGUCAAAAGCUCAGAUCAGAUGAAGAAAGAUUUCGACAGCAUCAAAGGCGAGGGUUUCUCAGUCGUUAGAAUCUACGGUGUAGACAAUCAUCAGACCAAACUAGUCCUCGAACAAGCCAAAGCCCACGGAAUGAAGCUUUUCGCUGCCGUUUUCGACCUGAGUCAAUUAGAGAAUGAUCUUAACACACUCAUCGCAGAUGUGGGUGGAGAUUGGGGAAGUGUUGACACAGUUUCCAUUGGAAACGAACUAGUCAACGAAGGAAAAGCCAGUCCUGAUCAAGUUGUUGCUGCGAUUGGAACCGCUAAGGAAAAGCUGAAGGCCGCCGGAUGGUCAUCUCCUGUUGUAGUUACCACCGAUACUCUCGUUGCCACGAAUACGGAUAAUGGCAUCAAGAUGUGCGAUGCUUCCACCUAUUGCGCUGUCAACUGUCAUCCUUUCUUUGACCCAAAUACCAGUGCCGAAGGCGCAGGACAAUUCAUCAAAGACCAAAUGGCGAACCUUAGGAAGAAACUUGCAAACCCCAACCAACGAAUUGUUAUCUCAGAGACCGGAUGGCCAUGGCAAGGAUUGCCAAAUCAAAAAGCAGUUCCUUCCGAGAGCAAUCAACAAAAGGCCAUCCAAACCAUCAAGGAUGCAUUCAGCUCGAACCCAGCCGAUGUUUUUCUCUUCAACACCUUCAAUACCAUGUGGAAGAAGAACAGCCCUCAGCAGUUCGAAGCCGAACAGUACUGGGGUUUCCUCAAGGGCAGUGGCGGCGCUCAUGGCACAGCUCCUUCCGAGGCGUAA
Messenger RNA from Glarea lozoyensis ATCC 20868, 1215 nucleotides. Its product is annotated as (Trans)glycosidase. NCBI's taxonomy places the organism in Eukaryota, Fungi, Ascomycota, Leotiomycetes, Helotiales, Helotiaceae. Gene Ontology annotation, biological process: cell wall organization; carbohydrate metabolic process. Bases 1 to 1215 code for a protein of 404 amino acids. The transcript is spliced from 2 exons. Gene Ontology annotation, cellular component: extracellular region; fungal-type cell wall; cell surface. Gene Ontology annotation, molecular function: 1,3-beta-glucanosyltransferase activity; glucan endo-1,3-beta-D-glucosidase activity. The record is from RefSeq and is a predicted model, not a curated record.